GCAUCGCCGCAGAGCGCGCUCCUGUCUCUCCGCUUGGAGGAAGUGCUGCAGACAACCUCGUGCUCUCCUCGUGCUUUCUCUCACACGCCCUUGAGUCACCGAGUCCCACCCUAUCACUGGAAAAAUGGCGACGAGUAUACUGCGACUCCCGCUGCGACUUUCCAUGAGAAAAACGGGGAUACUGAGCCAUAACACCAGCUUGAAAACAUCAAACAUUUUCAAGACGCCUCAUAUUAGAACCAGAGUAUCAACGGCGACGGGAGCAAUCCUACCGAAGCCUGAAAAAACGCCAUUUGGUCUGACCCGUAUGACAAUAGUGGUGGUACCGUUCUUGUAUAUGGGAACUCAGAUCAGCAAGAGUUUUGCCACUCUCUUGGAGGAGCAUGACAUCUUUGUCCCUGAUGAUGAUGAUGAUGAUGAUUGAGCUAACAUCAGAAAACACAUGGCUGCUUUCCAGUACACACUGAAAACACACCAGCCAGCGCAAUGAAGUUAGGGAAAGUGGGGCACUCACUUCCAAAGACAUCCCUCUACCUCCACGCACCCCCCUCCCCUAUCUUCUGCUGUUUAUCUCAUUUUCAUGAAAAUACAUUUUAAGAAAUCAUGUGAGGCUUCCAGAACUGUUAGAUAUGCCUUCACUCUUGUUUGCAUGUUUGUGUCUGUCUACUCAAUAAAUUGAGUCGAUUUCACGUGGAAAA
This is a messenger RNA of Monopterus albus (swamp eel), 698 nucleotides long. RefSeq names its product single-pass membrane protein with aspartate-rich tail 1b (gene smdt1b). The transcript is spliced from 4 exons. NCBI's taxonomy places the organism in Eukaryota, Metazoa, Chordata, Actinopteri, Synbranchiformes, Synbranchidae. The record is from RefSeq and is a predicted model, not a curated record. Gene Ontology annotation, biological process: mitochondrial calcium ion homeostasis; calcium import into the mitochondrion. The coding region runs from base 125 to 424 and encodes 99 amino acids. Gene Ontology annotation, cellular component: uniplex complex.